Molecule: messenger RNA, 1048 nt
Organism: Sesamum indicum (sesame)
Lineage: Eukaryota; Viridiplantae; Streptophyta; Magnoliopsida; Lamiales; Pedaliaceae
Product: large ribosomal subunit protein eL15
Biological process (GO): cytoplasmic translation
Cellular component (GO): ribosome; cytosolic large ribosomal subunit
Molecular function (GO): RNA binding; structural constituent of ribosome
Source: RefSeq, a predicted model, not a curated record
UAAGACAACUAUUUCUUUCACUCUCCUUAAACCCUAGCAGCGUCCUUUCGUUGCCAUAUAAACUUGUGCUUUGUUUGUCUGACGCUCUAUAGUGCAGCGGCGAUGGGUGCCUACACAUACGUCUCGGAGCUAUGGAAGAAGAAGCAAUCUGAUGUGAUGCGUUUCUUGCUCAGGGUUCGCUGCUGGGAGUACCGCCAGCUUCCUGCUGUUGUACGAGUCACCCACCCCACCCGCCCCGACAAGGCCCGACGCCUCGGCUACAAGGCGAAGCAGGGGUAUGUCAUCUACCGUGUCCGUGUUAGACGUGGUGGAAGAAAGAGGCCAGUGCCCAAGGGUAUUGUGUAUGGUAAGCCCACCAACCAGGGUGUUACUCAGCUGAAAUUCCAACGCAGCAAGCGGUCAGUUGCUGAGGAGCGUGCGGGAAGGAAACUGGGUGGUCUUAGGGUUCUGAAUUCUUACUGGAUCAAUGAGGACUCAACUUACAAGUACUUUGAAGUAAUAUUGAUAGAUCCAGCUCAUGCUACUGUCCGUAAUGACCCAAGGAUCAACUGGAUUUGCAACCCAGUGCACAAACAUAGGGAGCUUCGAGGGCUUACAUCUGCUGGAAAGAAGUACAGAGGUCUCAGAGGCAAGGGCCACUUGCAUCACAAAGCACGUCCCUCAAGAAGGGCCACAUGGAAAAGGAACCAGACACUAUCCCUUCGUCGGUACCGUUGAUCUUCCUGAAGUUUGUUCUUAUAACAAACUGGGCCACACGGAAGAUGAAUCAGACGCUUUCCCCUUCAUCAUCACUGUUGAUCUUGAAGCUUUUUGGUGUUAUAACGAACUUGAUUCUGGUUUUCUCUAUACUAGGAGUUUUUGGACAACUGAGCAAGUUUAGUGUUAUUUUGUUCAAGGUACUGUUGCUGAGAUCAGAAUAUUUUAUAAUGCCCUUGCAAUUUCGUUUUAAAAUACAUCUUUUCAGCAAUUCAUGUCCGAAAUUUGGUAACAUCUGGCCUGGCAUCUGUUGCUGGUGAAGUUACUCAUUAUUUGCGCGAAUGCUUCCUUG